Messenger RNA from Staurois parvus, 288 nucleotides. The record is from the annotation of a GenBank genome assembly. Lineage: Eukaryota; Metazoa; Chordata; Amphibia; Anura; Ranidae.
UGCCCCAUCAUUGGUGUCAGUGGGAGGAAUAGUGGCCCAUCAUUGGUGUCAGCGGGAGGAAUAGUGCCCAUCAUUGGUGUCAGUGGGAGGAAUAGUGCCCCAUCAUUGGUGUCAGUGGGAGGAAUAGUGCCCCAUCAUUGGUGUCAGCGGGAGGAGGAUAGUGCCUCAUCAUUAGUGUCAGUGGGAGGAAUAGUGCCCUAUCAUUAGUAUCAGUGGAGGAAUAGUGCCCCAUCAUUGGUGUCAGUGGGAGGAAUAGUGCCCCAUCAUUGGUGUCAGUGGGAGGAAUAG